AUGAAGACACUAAUAGUCCUCUCAGUAAUAGUAGUCUUAUCAGCCGCAAGUCCAGCGUUCAUAGGGAAGGAUGAAGAGUCAAGGCUGAAUGGUGUUCUGAAAACUGUCAAGCGUCAAAGAAAGUCUCUUGUUGAAGAUUCUCCUUCGGAAUUACUGAAAGGACAUGAGACUAAUAAUGGAUUACUCAACAGUGAAAUUGACGCACAAACAGGAAAAGCUCAUUCACAAAGAAGGCCCAUUCUUGUAAGAAGAAAAUUUGGCUACAAACUUUUCCGUGAUUCCAACGAGGAAACAGCGCAACCUGAACCACGAGAGAAGUGUCGAAGACAGUUCAGAUUUAAGCUUUGUGAUGAUGAAUUACCAGCGACUGGCAUGAGGAGUUUGGACAACGAAGAAGACCAUGAAGAAAUGUCAGAGAUCGACGUUGAACAGAGCAUACAAAUGGCAAGGGAGGCCGUAGAAAUUUUACAAAGAGAUUUAAAAAAGAUGGAACAAACUUCUAAAUUAAUACAAAAGAAACCAGUUGAAAACCAACAAGUCGGCGAAGUGACACCAAGGGAAAUACUUGAACACAUUGAAGCAAGAGAAGAUCCGGAAUGGGCACAUGAAAAAACAACAUUGGAUGAAAAUUUAGCUACUAAGUCUGAAGAGGCCAGGAUGGCCGAAUGGAAAGAAGCUAUUGAAAACAUUCAAAAAAAUGUUGAGAUAGCAAAAAACAUUGAAGACACAUUUAGAAGGUCUAGUAAUGGUCAUCUUUUUUCAGAGGAAGCUGAACUAUUGCAUACAGAACAAACUAAAGGCUCUCAUGAAGAGAUGAAUCUUAAAAAUUUAGAACCUCAGGCUAGAGAUAUGGAAGUAUCCGAAUCGUCUGAUAAGCAUGAAAAACAACAAAAAAACGCUCUAAAUGAGAAUAAUUUGCAAGAAAUUAAGGAGCAAGCAAAACAUGUAGAAGAUUUAUCAAAACCGGUGAGCUUGAGGGUUGAGUCAGAUACCUUAGAAAGUAAAGCAAGAAGUAUGGAAAUAGUUAACCCGGAACUUGAAGCUGAAACUGCAGAGAAAAAAUUUAAUGUACAAGAGAAGAAGAAAUCAGAUGAAAAUAUGGAGGUUUUCGCUACUGAAAAUAAAAAACAAAAAGUUAGCCUUCAUAGCGAUAGCUUGAAGCUUGAAAAAUCUGCAGAAAUGGAUUUAAUUACAUCAGCUGAAACUAUUAAUGAGCCACACAUAUCUCGCGAGGUAGAACAGUUAAAAACUGAUGAACCUGCUGAAGAGAUGAAAAAACCAUCAAUAAAUGAUUUAAAAAAUAUCCAAAGAUCAUCUGAGAUAACAGAAAAAAUCUCAAAUCUCGAAGACGAGAGGUUUGCAUCUGAAAGUUUAGCUGAUCUUCAGAAAUCAAAUAAAGAUUGGGAGGAAAGCAAUACUGUCAUGAGUGCAAAACAUGCAGAGAAGGAAAAUACUGAAGGUGCUGAAAGAAAAGCCCUAAUAGUUGAUACAGAAAGCAAAACGUUAGAAACAAUCCAUCCAAAAGAACAACGAAUGUCGGAAAAUAGCAUGGCAGAAGACAACCCAUCUACAUUUUUAAGGGAAGAACAUGAUUUAAAUAAUCAGCGGACAUCUGAUGCUGAUACAGCAAUGGAACCCAGCAUGCAUAUGAAUAUGAGAGAGAAUAUGGAGAAGAGUGCAAUGCCUUGGAACUAUCAUCACUCCUCAGGAAAGUCUGGUUAUCUGUCUUCUUCAUCACUAGUUGGUUCUAACUCUGGUGGUUCGAGUGCUGUUGGUAUAUUUCCCAAUACUCACAGUGGUUGCGGAAUUCCUUUAAUGCUCAGCUGCUCGCCAUCAGUCGUGUCUGGAAGAUUAGCUAAGGCAAACUCGUUAGGAUAUCCAGCAGCGGGCUAUAGACCUGGAGAAGAUUUUAAAUACUACGUUAAACGGGAUGCAAAGCAUAUACAAGACAUUGCAACGAAGGUUAAAACUGCCCCAACUCAUACCAUGUGA
Molecule: messenger RNA, 1992 nt
Organism: Leptidea sinapis
Lineage: Eukaryota; Metazoa; Arthropoda; Insecta; Lepidoptera; Pieridae
Exons: 2
Coding region: 1-1992 (663 amino acids)
Source: RefSeq, a predicted model, not a curated record